Emiliania huxleyi CCMP1516 is the source of this 543-nucleotide messenger RNA. RefSeq lists its product as hypothetical. Gene Ontology annotation, biological process: methylation. The transcript has 4 exons. The record is from RefSeq and is a predicted model, not a curated record. Lineage: Eukaryota; Haptophyta; Isochrysidales; Noelaerhabdaceae. Gene Ontology annotation, cellular component: eRF1 methyltransferase complex. Bases 1 to 543 code for a protein of 180 amino acids. Gene Ontology annotation, molecular function: nucleic acid binding; protein methyltransferase activity; S-adenosylmethionine-dependent methyltransferase activity.
AUGCUCGGAUUCCGUGUGUACGAGCCGUCCGACGACACGUACCUCCUCCUCGACGCCCUCGCCGCCGACCUCGCCGUGCUGCGCGCUGCGCUGCCCGGCGUCGUGCUCGAGCUCGGCUCGGGCUCCGGCUGCGUCAUCACCGGGCUGGCCCAGAUCCUGGCGCGCGGCGGAGUGGUGCGCGCCGACCUGCUCGGCGCAGUGCGGCCUGGGACGGUCGACGUGCUGCUCUUCAACCCUCCGUACGUGCCCACCUCGGAGGAGGAGGCGGCAAGUGGGCAGGCCGAGCGCGACAUCUCCGCCGCCUGGGCGGGCGGGCCCGACGGUCGCGUGGUCGUGGACCGGCUGCUGCCUGACCUCGGCCGGCUGCUCUCUGCGAGAGGGGUCUUCUACUUGCUCGGCGUGCGCGAGAACAGACCCGACGAGCUAGCGGCGCAGGUGGAGGCGCAGCACGGCAUGCGCGCCGAGCUGAUCGCUGAGCGGCGCGCGCAGAACGAGCGCCUCUUUGUGAUGCGCUUCUCGCGGAGCCAACCUGCCUCCGCGUGA